CGCGUCUCCCUGAAUUGAUCUCGACAUCGACACAAGCUUGGUUCACGUCAAAUUGUCCGACUCAACAUUGUCCAACCCAUUUCCCAACGCCAGACCGGUUCUAUCGACGCUACCAAAAUCACCACCAUGUCAUAUUACGACAUCGAUGCGAUCCUAACCGACGCAGAGAAAAUCCCCUGCACCUUCCAAAUCGACGUCCCCGACCUCGGCUAUCUCGACAACCAACCGGGGCACACCCUCAAGUCUGGCUCGCGCGUCGCCCUCCCCAUCUGGCUGGCCGAGAUGCUCGCCAUCGCCAACACCGGCGCCGUCGACAUGGACGACCCAUCACAGUCCAGCAAAUCCUUCAUCACCUUCGACCUGCCCCCGGCACUGGGUAACGACGUCGUCCAAGCUUUGAAAGCCGACCCGCGCUCCGUGCCGCUGCGCGAUCAGAGCGCCCACUUCUACGCGCUCGCCACGCACAUGAUGGAGUUGUCGGAGGAGCCGGAGCUGAGCGCGGUGUUAAGGAAGACGUUUGUCUCGAGGGCGGCGGAGAUUGCGUUGCAUGCUAGGAAGGUGGGUGGGGGCGGGAGCUCGUAUCAUGGAAGAGAUGGAGGAGGAGGAGCAGGAGGAAAGGGGAAGGGAAAGGCGGCGAAGGAGGACAAUGCCAGUAAUUUGGGCGUGGGAGGCGCGGGAGAGGACUUUUUGAGGGGGUUGGAUGAGUGGGAGAGGAAGUUGUUUAGGAGUGCACAUGAUGGGACGAAGGCGAGUAAGGAGUGGAUGGAGAAUGUCAAGAAGAGGUGAGUGGUGGUGGUGCUGUUGGAGCGUUGUUGCUACCGCUGGCGCCUGAUCGGUGUUUACCUCGCGACGAGCCAGCGCUUCGAUUCGAGCAUCCUCCAUGAUACUCAGACUGCGUUCGAUGCAGUGUAUUACAACAGGUCACCGGCGACAUCCCAAGCUCCUUUACGAUGGCUCGAAGCUAUGGAUCGGUCAACAUCACAGCUCGAGAGCAUCGGGAUACCACGGAGUCAUUGGUCAAGUUACCCCUCCCAUGAAAGUAGGGCGGACUUGGACUGUUAUAGCUGGAAGAGUGU
Messenger RNA from Neurospora tetraspora, 1076 nucleotides. Its product is annotated as DNA replication complex GINS protein psf-3. Gene Ontology annotation, cellular component: GINS complex. Bases 127 to 786 code for a protein of 219 amino acids. Gene Ontology annotation, biological process: mitotic DNA replication initiation. The transcript is spliced from 2 exons. The record is from RefSeq and is a predicted model, not a curated record. Lineage: Eukaryota; Fungi; Ascomycota; Sordariomycetes; Sordariales; Sordariaceae.